AUGGAAAUUUACAAAAUGCUAAGGUACCAAACCAAUAACGCCUCGUCUGUAUUGACGACGAUCGCCAACAUCCAGCCGAAGGAUGGUUCAAGCGGAGGAGGUGAGACGAGAGAGUCUUUUGUCAGUAAAAUGGCCGAAGAGAUGCUUUCCAAACUACCUUCCGAUUACAACCCAUUUGAGGUCAAGGAAUUGUUGCAACAGUUGGGUCAUCUCAAACCCCUGCACAUCUUUCUACGUCAUGAAUUGGACUGCAUUCAACGUGUUAUUAGUCUCGUACGCUGCACUUUGAGUGAUCUUAAAUUGGCUAUCGAUGGAACAAUCAUCAUGUCAGAGAACUUGAGGGACAGUCUGACUAAUAUCUACUACGCUCGAAUACCUGCUCAUUGGAAGAAGGUUUCAUGGGAUUCGGCAACUUUGGGUUUCUGGUUCACCGAUUUACUGGACAGGAAUGCUCAACUUCAUAAAUGGCUCUUCCACGGAAGACCUAAGGCUUACUGGCUCACCGGUUUUUUUAACCCACAGGGUUUUUUGACAGCGGUGCGUCAGGAAGCGGCAAGAGCUAGCAAAUUUGCUCUCGAUGCCGCCGCACUAACCAAUGAGGUCACGAGGAUGAACCUUGAGGAAGUUUCGCGUGUCCCCUCUGAGGGUAAUAGAGUGCUCAUUUAA
Molecule: messenger RNA, 666 nt
Organism: Rodentolepis nana
Lineage: Eukaryota; Metazoa; Platyhelminthes; Cestoda; Cyclophyllidea; Hymenolepididae
Source: the annotation of a GenBank genome assembly